GCAAUGACAAAAUUAAAUUGAAAUAAAAUUAAAUGGAGAUAAUGACUCUAGUUUGUAGUAAGCAGAUCAUUAAAUUGAUGUAUGCAAGAGUAGUUGAGAUGAAGUUGCAUGUUUUCCUACCUCUUUUGGUGGGUAUAACUAUGGUAAUAGAUAUGACUUCUAAUGAUAAUGGAGAACAAGCAGAAAACACUAGGCAAUUAUUUCUUGAUGAUAUCACUGAUGACCUCGACUGGCGUAAACCCCUCCACCAAGUUGCUGCUGGCCUCGUUUUUCUCGCCUGGCUUCAAUGGUACUCAUUCCUGUUCCGGUCUCUGCUGAUAGCUGGUGAAAUCUGCUUCAUCGUGUGGGCUUUCGUGUACCCUUCGAAGCUUGAGCUGGACACCAUCAUCUGGAAUGGGGUCUUGAUCGUUAUCAACUUGGUUCACAUACUGAUGUUCAUGCUGAGUUUUGUGAAGCCGAAGCUGACGCAGAAAGAGCGAGAGAUAUACCAGCAAGACUUUAAGUUGUACUUUAGAGAGGGUGAUUUCAAACAGUUGAUGAAACAUGCUGAAGUUGAAGUGGUAGUUACACCUCAAGCUUUUACUAAACAGAAUGAGGAAAUUACCCACUUAUAUUACUGCCAUAUAAUAUCAAAGGGAUCUAAAUGCAGCGCAUCACAAAAUAACAAGCAAAUUUAUUCAGUGAAGAAUGCAGAUUGGCUUGCAAUCUAUGAUUCUUAUUCUGCUCUAAACUCUGAUAAAGUGGUGUCAUGGAAACAAAGAAUUGAAUGAGAAUUUUCUGAUAACAGUGCUCAUAUUGAAGUGGUAAAAUUCGAUUUACAAAAACUACGUCAGUAUUUUGCUAAGAAGCAGUCUGUACGAGUCAAAAACUCAUUCUAUGCAUAUUGGUUUCAUAAAAGAAGUCAACAUCUCCAAGAAGGUCCUUGUCCACCAUCAAUCAUCUACAAAAAUGCUAGAGAAUGAACGAUCGACUAUGUCGAGAGCUUUUCCAAGAAGAAAUCAAAGAGUAAAUCCAAAAAGGGAGCCAAGCAGGGGUCAGGCGUCUCUAUUCCAAUCAAGAACAUGCGUUAUAUCAGUAACACUAAGACUUCAGCUUCUCCUUUCAAUAAGAAUCAAGGACAGCAUGAUUAUAAAAGCAAGAAGAAAACCAGGUCCUUUUCCAUUAUGAAUAACACAUAUCCUCGUGCUCCACCUUUUAUUCAUCCAGAAAAUGACAAAAGUUAUUGCUCUAAUGAAGCCUGCUCUUUUUGAGAAAUGGGUAGUUUCGACAUAACUACACCUAUCGCCAACGAGACACAGGACUAUUUACAAGGCAACGAGCAUGUAUUUACCAGAGGAUAUGCCAAUACGGAUUCCAAAACUGAUAGAAGAGUUCAGUUUACUUAAUAAAACCAAUAGGGAGAUUCCAAAGCACAAGUGCAGUAGAUUUAAAUAU
This is a messenger RNA of Moneuplotes crassus, 1434 nucleotides long. The record is from the annotation of a GenBank genome assembly. NCBI's taxonomy places the organism in Eukaryota, Ciliophora, Spirotrichea, Euplotida, Euplotidae.